Molecule: messenger RNA, 3273 nt
Organism: Pseudopodoces humilis (Tibetan ground-tit)
Lineage: Eukaryota; Metazoa; Chordata; Aves; Passeriformes; Paridae
Gene: OCRL
Product: OCRL inositol polyphosphate-5-phosphatase
Biological process (GO): phosphatidylinositol dephosphorylation; signal transduction
Cellular component (GO): membrane; cytoplasm
Molecular function (GO): inositol phosphate phosphatase activity; phosphatidylinositol-4,5-bisphosphate 5-phosphatase activity
Source: RefSeq, a predicted model, not a curated record
AUGGCGCUGCCGCGCCGCGCUUCGAACGCGGCCCUUCCCGUCCUGCACCGCGCCUCAUGUAAAUCAGCCGCGCCCGCAGCCAAUCAGCGCCAGGGGCGGGGCCAGGGGGGCGGGGUCGGGCGCCACCCGCGCCUCCUCCCGGCUCUGGGGACAGCGGGAGCGGCAGCGGCGCCGCCCGGUCCCGUUCCCUCCGCGCGGUGGGGACCGAGCUGCGGGACAUCCGCGGGGAGCCCGGCAGAGCCCCGGAUCCCCCCGCCCCCGGUGCGCUCGCGGUUCCCGCCGCGCCAUAGGCGCACGGGCACGGGCGGUGGGGGCCUCCCGCCGGCAGGGGGCGCCGCUCCCCGCUCCCCGCUCCCCGCGCGGAGUCCCGGGAAAGCGAGCGCUGCCAUGGAGGCGCGCGCCGCGGGCUGCGGCCUGCUCAGCGUUGCCGGCGCGGAGGUGCGGGCCGGGCGGCGGGAGCCGUGCGUGCUCGGCCUGGAGCGGCGGGCCGGCCGCUACGGGGUCGUUAUUCACUCCCAGGAGAAAGAAAACUCUGAUCCGGAUUAUAUUCCCAUCAAUAGCCGCUUUAAAUGUGUGCAAGAGGCAGAAGAAACUCUGCUGAUUGAUAUAGCUACAAACAGCUGCAAGGUCCGGAUCCAGGGUGACGAGGCACCGGAGCGGCUCUUCGAGAUCCCUGACGAGGAGCGCUGCUUGGGAUUCCUGUCGGAAGUGCAGAGCAUACAGGAAGCCCACCUGAAAGCGUCUCUUCCUGAAGCAAAGGACUCAGCCAUUUGGCAUCAGGUGGAGAAGAGCCUCACAGGUCUGUCUCCAGGAGCUCUGGGGUUUGAGGAUGACUUCAAUACUCUGAGCCUAGAAGAGAAAAGGAACAUGCAGAACCACCAGGCGGGAUCUCGGCGGGAGCCCCCGCCUCCUCCCGUCCCUCAGAAUAAGCAGUUUCACCGAGAGAGAGAAGGCACAUCCAGAGACCAGCCCAAGGUGACCAACACGAUGCGCAAGAUGUUUUUGCCCAGCACGCAGUCGGGGCAGAGAGAGGGGCUCAUCAAACAUGUGCUGGCCAAGAGGGAGAAGGCCUACAUCAACCUGCACAACUUCAGGUUCUUUGUGGGAACGUGGAAUGUGAAUGGGCAGUCUCCUGACAGCUUCUUGAAUCCAUGGCUGGUGUGUGACACGGAGCCUCCAGACUUCUACUGCAUCGGGUUCCAGGAGCUGGACCUCAGCACGGAGGCUUUUUUCUACUUUGAUUCUACAAAGGAGCAGGAGUGGCUGUCUGCUGUGGAGAGGUUCCUGCACCCUAAGGCCAAAUACAAGAAAGUGCAAAUGGUCCGCCUCGUUGGGAUGAUGUUGCUCAUAUUUGCUAAGAAGGAUCAUCUGAGCAAUAUCAGGGAGAUUGUGACAGAGUCUGUGGGCACGGGAGUCAUGGGAAAGAUGGGCAACAAGGGUGGUGUGGCCAUCAGGUUCAUGUUCUACAACACCACCUUCUGUGUCGUCAACUCCCACCUGGCUGCCCACGUGGAGGACUUUGAGCGCCGAAACCAGGACUACAAGGACAUCUGUGCCCGGAUGAGCUUCGUAAUCCCCGGUGACAGCCUGUCCGAGCUCAACAUCAUGAAACACGAUGUUGUUAUCUGGCUGGGAGACCUGAACUACAGGCUGUGUCUGCUGGAUGCCAGUGAGGUGAAGAAUCUCAUCAGCAGGAACGAGCUGCAGAAGCUGCUGACCUAUGACCAGCUGAAUAUUCAGCGCACUCAGAAGAAAGCAUUUGCAGAUUUCAUGGAGGGAGAUAUUACAUUCAUCCCCACGUAUAAAUAUGACUCUAAAACAGAUCGCUGGGACUCCAGCGGGAAGUGCCGCGUGCCAGCGUGGUGCGAUCGGAUCCUUUGGAGAGGAGGGAACAUCCAGCAGCUGCGCUACUGCAGUCACAUGGAGCUCAAGACCAGUGACCACAAACCCGUCAGCGCCCUGUUCCGCAUCGGGGUGAAGGUUGUGGAUGAGCAGAAGUAUCGGAAGCUGUUUGAAGAUAUUGUUCGUAUAAUGGACAGGAUGGAGAACGACUUUCUUCCUUCACUGGAGCUGAGCAGGAGAGAGUUUGAGUUUGAGAAGGUGAAGUUCCGUCAGCUGCAGAAACAGAAGUUCCAGAUUACCAAUAAUGGGCAGGUCACCUGUCACUUCUCCUUCAUCCCAAAGCUCAAUGACACCCACUACUGCAAGCCAUGGCUUCGGGCCGAGCCUUGUGAAGGUUACCUGGAGCCAGAUGAGAGCACAGAGAUCUCCCUGGACGUGUAUGUCAGCAAGGACUCGGUCACCCUCCUGAACUCUGGCGAGGAUAAGAUCGAGGAUAUCCUUGUCCUGCACCUGGACCGAGGGAAGGACUAUUUCCUGACCAUCAGUGGGACCUACCUGCCCAGCUGCUUUGGCACCUCGCUCGAGGCCUUGUGCCGGAUGAAGCGACCCAUCCGAGAGGUUCCAGUCACCAAGCUCAUCGACCUGGAAGAAGACAGCUUCUUAGAAAAGGAGAAAUCCAUCCUGCAGAUGGGCUCCCUGGACAGCGAGGAGGCAAGUGAGGUGCCACUGCAGGUGCCAAAGGAGAUCUGGCUCUUGGUGGACCAUCUAUUCAAGCAUGCCCUUCACCAGGAGGACCUGUUCCAGACUCCAGGCAUGCAGGAAGAGUUGGAGCAGAUCAUUGACUGCCUGGACACCAGCAUUCCUGAGACAAUCCCGGGCAGUAAUCACUCUGUGGCUGAAGCUCUCCUCAUCUUCCUGGAGGCUCUGCCAGAGCCUGUGAUCUGCUAUGAGCUGUACCAGCGGUGCUUGGAGGGGUCCCACAGCAGCCGGCUGUGCCGACAGGUGAUCCUUCAGCUGCCGAGCUGCCACCGCAACGUGUUCCGGUACCUGAUGUCCUUCCUGCGGGAGCUGCUCAGGUACUCGGAGGACAACAACGUCAGUGCCACCAUGAUCGCCGCCCUGUUCUCCAGCCUCCUCCUGCGCCCUCCGCCCAACCUGAUGGCCAAGCAGAGCCAGCAGGACCGCCAGCGUGCCAUCAACUUCCUCACCAGCUUCCUGCUCGCCGGGGACGAAGAGUGACUCGCGCCGUGUGCCAAAGCCGGGCCCGCGCUGCAGCCGGGCCUCUCUCAGCUCCGAGGGGUAAAGGCUCGAAGCUCUGCAAGUGCCGUGUUUACAGUGGGAAGGGACGCUCCCCUCCUCGCCUCUCCACACCCCACGCUGCAGAGGCACCGCUCGCUGCGCCGCCACCCACCUCCGGAGCCUCGGCCACCC